UAUCCAAUCACAGGCGUUGUCAUUUCGUCGUCCUCCAGCGCUGGGUCACAUCCGGUCGUAUAUAUGUUGCCACGAGUUAGCGGCGAAUUUGGAGAGUGUCCAUUUUGAGCAGCGAGUCGGCGUCUCCGGUAUUUUUUUCCUCCCAUUUAAAUCUCUUGAAGAGCCCAACGUCAGAAUGGCAGAUGCUGAGAAUCUCCUCAUGGAGACAUCAGACCAGAACGGCAACGAGGGAGAGGAUGACCAGAACGGAGCUGAGCAGGAGCUGAUGGGUGGCGAGGACGACCAGGAAUGUCAGGACAGCCAGGAUGGUCAGGACGGCCAGGACGGCCAGGACAAUGGAGCAGAUGGAGGCAAGAUUGACGCUAGCAAAGGAGAGGAGGAUGCUGGCAAAAUGUUCGUUGGCGGUCUGAGCUGGGACACGAGUAAAAAGGACCUGAAGGAUUACUUCAGUAAGUUUGGCGAGGUUUCUGACUGCACCAUCAAGAUGGACUCAAACACCGGCCGAUCCCGAGGCUUCGGCUUCGUUCUCUUCAAAGACUCCUCCAGUGUAGACAAGGUGCUGGAGCAGAAGGAACACAGACUGGACGGACGUCCGAUCGACCCCAAGAAGGCGAUGGCCAUGAAGAAGGAGUCAGUUAAGAAGAUCUUUGUUGGGGGGUUGAACCCUGAGGCGACUGAGGACACCAUCAGGGAAUAUUUCGGAGCCUUUGGAGAGAUCGAAACUAUUGAGCUUCCCAUCGACCCAAAAUCAAAGAAAAGGAGGGGGUUCAUCUUCAUCACAUACAAAGACGAAGCCUGCGUCAAGAAGUGUCUGGAGAAGAAAUACCACAACAUCCAGGGCGGCAGGUGUGAGCUGAAGAUCGCCCAGCCAAAGGAGGUGUACCAGCAGCAGCAGUAUGGAGCAGGACGUGGCGGCGGUGGCGGCUAUGGAGGCCGGGGAGGCCGGGGCCGUGGAGGUCAGAACCAGGGCUGGAACCAGGGCUAUGGAAACUACUGGAACCAGGGAUACGGCAACCAAAGCUACGGUGGUGGCUACGGUGGUGGCUACGGAAACUAUGACUACUCUUCUGGUUACUAUGGAUAUGGUCCCGGAUAUGACUACAACCAGGGCAACGCAAGCUAUGGGAAAACCCCAAGACGAGGGGGGGCACACCAGACCAGCUACAAACCAUACUGAUGAUCACAUGGCGGUGCCAGGACUCCAGUGAUCCGCUGAGACUGACGGCUGGACGGACGCACGGGGCCGGACUCUACCUUUUAUGACAGACGACCAUUUGUACAGAAAACAACUGAAAUGUAACUUUUCUUUUUUCCCCCCGUCUUUUUUUUUUUUUAUCAUUUUAAGGUUUUACUUUUCCCCUUUGGUGUUCGUUAUUUUUUUUUUCUUCCCCUCCACAUUUCCAUCAAUGGAAGUGUAAUUUUUACUGUACUUUUUGGUACCUGUUUUGAUUCUAAUGUAUUGUAAGGGUUGUAUUUUACAUGUUUGCUGGCUUUACAGGUUUAAAAUCUUGGCGCUUGUAAAGGAGCUUUUUUGACAAAUAAAAAAAAACGUUUUCAGUA
Messenger RNA from Micropterus dolomieu (smallmouth bass), 1560 nucleotides. RefSeq names its product heterogeneous nuclear ribonucleoprotein A/B-like. Gene Ontology annotation, cellular component: nucleoplasm. The transcript is spliced from 9 exons. Gene Ontology annotation, molecular function: RNA binding. Gene Ontology annotation, biological process: regulation of gene expression. The coding region runs from base 176 to 1177 and encodes 333 amino acids. NCBI's taxonomy places the organism in Eukaryota, Metazoa, Chordata, Actinopteri, Centrarchiformes, Centrarchidae. The record is from RefSeq and is a predicted model, not a curated record.